Messenger RNA from Carya illinoinensis, 558 nucleotides. RefSeq names its product zinc finger CCCH domain-containing protein 3. Gene Ontology annotation, molecular function: nucleic acid binding; zinc ion binding. Gene Ontology annotation, cellular component: U12-type spliceosomal complex. Bases 1 to 558 code for a protein of 185 amino acids. The record is from RefSeq and is a predicted model, not a curated record. The transcript is spliced from 6 exons. Lineage: Eukaryota; Viridiplantae; Streptophyta; Magnoliopsida; Fagales; Juglandaceae.
AUGCCGUUGGGGAAGUACUACUGCGACUACUGCGACAAGCAGUUCCAAGACACCCCGUAUGCUCGUAAACGCCAUCUCCAAGGUCUCCAACACCUUAGAGCCAAGGCUCUCUGGUUCGAUUCCUUUAAGCUCCAAGAUGCGAACCAGGCUUAUACUGAGGGGUUUCGAAAAGGGGUCUGCAACCAUUUUAUAAAGACGUGGUAUGAGCUGAUACUGAAUGAUGGGCUGACUGAUGAUUUUGCAUUAGCUUUUGGGGUUUUGCCAGUAUGGGGAUUCUUGCAAAUAUUUUCAUCCCAAGAGCAAUUUGUCAAAUGUGAAUGCUCAAGGCGUAUCUGGUUUGACAAACCUUUAGGCAACUUUUCUGACAUUCAGCUUCUGGCUGUCAUGAAUGACAAUCAGUUACCUAGUAUCCCAGUAAAUCAAUUAAUUGGAGGAGGCGCUUUGUCUGGGGUUGUAGUGCGAGACAGUAUGGGAGUGUCAUGGGGCAAUCUACCUCCAUCACUAAUGCCUCCUCCAGAGGAAGGAUAUCCACCUCUUCCCUUUGUGGAUUGGGGAUAG